Molecule: messenger RNA, 1017 nt
Organism: Cicer arietinum (chickpea)
Lineage: Eukaryota; Viridiplantae; Streptophyta; Magnoliopsida; Fabales; Fabaceae
Product: large ribosomal subunit protein bL17c
Biological process (GO): translation
Cellular component (GO): cytosolic large ribosomal subunit; ribosome
Molecular function (GO): structural constituent of ribosome
Source: RefSeq, a predicted model, not a curated record
GAAAGGCGAAAGGAUUGAAUUAAAAUGGCCCAAUCUAAAAUCUCUGUCUAUGUCUCUCCUUCACCAAUCUCUAUCCACUUUUUUAUCCUGUAAAAAAAAAUCGAAGCAUUUCUGGGUGUGGAGGUGCAUUUCCUUCUCAAUUUCAACAAUAAUGGCUAACGUGGCGGUUAUGGCUACAACCAACAAUACCAGCAACAACAGGUGGAGUAUGUCUUCACUUCGCUCUGCUUUGCCUUCUAUUCCUCUUACUUCCGCUUCUUCAAUACGCUUCACACGUCGUUCUUCACCAACGACACUCCAAAUUUCUUCAAACAAACCCAAAUCCUUACUUCCCUCUUUCACCGGACUUCGCUCUCUCUCCAUAUUCGGUCCUUUAUCUUCAGAAUUUAACGGCUUUGAUCAUGGUUUCACAAUUAUUGACAAUGGCGGCCGAGUCUAUGCUAUGAGACACGGAAGACGAGUGCCCAAACUCAACAGGCCUCCUGAUCAGCGUAAGGCACUCAUUCGAGGUCUUACAACUCAGCUCCUUAAAUAUGGCCGCAUCAAGACCACAAGGGCAAGAGCCAGUGCAAUUAGGAAGUAUGUUGAUAAAAUGAUCACUCUGGCAAAGGAUGGUUCUCUUCAUAAAAGGAGACAAGCCCUCGGCUUCGUCUAUGAGAAGCAGAUUGUUCAUGCUUUAUUUGCAGAGGUUCCAGAGCGUUAUGGCGAAAGAAACGGCGGUUAUACAAGAAUUAUAAGAACCCUACCAAGGCGGGGUGAUAAUGCACCUAUGGCAUACAUUGAACUUGUGUAAUUAUUAGCCGCCUCCUAUAUGGGAUGCAAUUAGUAGCAUUCAAGCUGCAAUGUUGAGAUUUGUAAUGCUUCCAAUGGUAACAAUUGAUUCUACAGUUUUUCCCAUGUUUAGUUGUAUUUGUAUUUGUGAGCUUGCAUCUUUUUCUGAACUGUACCUAUGGACAAACAUCCAUCUUUGAUCUGCAAAAGGUUAUAAAUUCAUUUAUAUGUUUUUGGGAAAUAAAU